Molecule: messenger RNA, 2627 nt
Organism: Amoebophrya sp. A25
Lineage: Eukaryota; Dinophyceae; Syndiniales; Amoebophryaceae
Source: the annotation of a GenBank genome assembly
AUGUCAGAGGAACCAAUCACGGACGACAGCUUCAAGGCGAAGUUCCGCCUCAUGGAGCAGCGUAUCGGGUUCGAUAGGAGAAGGAAGUUUCCGCUCCAACCCCUCGCCCAUGAGACGAGGAGAUGCAUUAAGCGCCUCCGGUUUGCCAAGCCGGGCUCCAUUUUUCCUGCCUUCAAGGAAGAAGUAGAGCAGAAAACUCAGGCGUCAGCAGGCAAGGACGCCACCAUGAAGAAGAACUUGUCUGAUCACAUCAGGAAGCUUAGUGCGCGAUUUAAUCUAGGUCUCUUCAACAUCUUGGGUUACGUCUACCUUCCAGAGGAUGAGCGGUUUUACGAACCCUUGGAGUUGGGGGCUACAACAGUGGGCCCGACUAACGCGCCGGCCUAUUGGCCGGAUUCGUCGAAAAAGAAAGCCCUACCACAGUCCAUCGUGAAUCUUCCUCGCAACGUAGAGUCGUUCAAGCAGCAAGGAGAACCACCAUGGGGAAAGCAGGAAGCACUCUUCGCGUGGCAGGGGUCGCUCAUGGAGUGCAUCUGUCCAUGUGAGGAGUCAUUCGAGUUCAAAAUGCAAAAUGCCCAUGUUCUCCUAGGGUGGAGUGUGGUGUUAGAGCUGCUACCUCUGAGAGUAAGGGGAGCUUGCGCGAACCUGCUGCAUAAGUUCCUUUGGGGGGAGUCCAUCGGAACAAAUAGUCUGGAGGGACCUAUUUCUAUAGAUGAGGCAAUCGAAAGAGGUUGGGGGUUAUUAACGCGUAGAUUCCCUACGGUCCAGAAUAACAAAAUUAGGUUGAUAGACCCUUUAGUCCCUCAAAAUAAGUGCUCGAUUCUCGAGCGUGGCGUCCCUAUGACGUCCGCCGCGGAAAUCUUGGCUCAGGCCACGGUUGUCCAUGAUUCUAACUUAGUCGAUGCGCCACUUGUCAAUAUGAGCAAGUCCUUCAUCAAGUCUUCGCUGAAGAUAGAGGCUGAGUAUGAGAAGCAGGUGUGUGGACACAUCCUCGAGGAAGGUCCUCCACCUGAAGAGAAAUUUUUCUCGGGUCCCCCGUCUCCUAUCAGAGCAUCACAGGGUGCUUCGGUGACGUCUCCUUCUCCUUCACGGAAGCGGUCGAGGCAAGUUCGUGACGAACCCGGUGAAGAAUUCUCGUUCGCACUCAUUUUGGUCUUCCUUUUUGUGGUGGAUAUCCUCAAGGCAUACAAUAAUGUGCCUAUUCGUACUUCUCAUUUGAUGUUUAAUCGCAUCGCCGUGUGGUCCCCAAUUGAUGCGUGUUUCUUUGCUUUCCAGUGUCUUGUCUGCGCGUUUGGCAAUGUUCAUAGCGUCACCGCGUGGAUUCGCAUCUCCUGGGGGAUAAGGAUGAUUUUUCGCCGCAUGCUUUUUGCUUUAAUCGAGUUGUAUGUGGACGACUUCACGGGCAUUGCGCCUGCGCGUAUUGCCCAGGAGUUGCUAGAUUGCUUCAUCUUCCUUCUAAACGCGUUGGGUCUCCCCUACGCUAAGAAGAAAGUAAAGAUAGGGGCAGAUGUUGAAGUACUUGGGCUUCUUUUUAAUUUGUCCGGCAAACCGUAUUUUUACGUCUCACGGGAUAGGGUCCUCCAACUUGUUGCUAUGAUAGAUGACAUUUUCAAGGAAGACAAGUUGCUCCCUACUACUGCGCGAAAACUUCAAGGUAAGGCUUUCUUUAUUUUCGUUUCUUUGGUCGAUAGGGCAAUGAACCCAAUUUUACGACCACUGAUUAACAGGUCGGAAGAAAUCGAUAAGACCACAGCAAUCACGAAUCGCCUUAGGCAGUGCUUACACAUUCUAAAGUUUCUUGUACAGCAACCGUUUCGAAGGUAUUCGAAGUUCCUCCCAGCGGGGAGCAUAGGAAAUCUAGUGUAUACAGACGCUUCGUUCGCAGGUGAUGAAGGCUACCUGGCGGGGGUUUUGCCGAAGUAUCUAGGCAACAAUAAGUUCAAAUAUCUGUGGUUCAAUUUUAAGAUAUCUCGGGAUCAGUUGCACAAGUCGACAGGCAGACAGCCAAUUGCUUUUUUGGAAGCGGUCACUCCAGCUCUCGCAGUCAAGGUUUUUGCUUGUUCUCUCGAGAAUCAAUUUUUCAAUUUUUGCAUUGAUAACGAGGCGGCUAAGAUGUGCCUCCUUAACCAGUCAUCUCAAAAGCAACAUAUGUCAUUUGCUUCUUUUCUUUUUUGGAGCUCCUUAUCGCUCAUCAACGGUUCUGCUUGGGUGUCCCGAAUUCCAUCUGCGCUCAACAUAGCGGACAUUUUCACGAGGCUCGACCUCAUGGAUGCGGCCCUUCGCCUAUUCCCUAACCUUUUCGAACAUAUUGUCCUUGAUUCUGUCCAGAAGGAAUUCAUUAUCAAGGCUUGCAGCCUGGAUCCCGAUUUUCCAGGGGCCGCAGUUUCCUUAGAUAAGAACUUUUUCAAAAAUCCUGAGGUUGAGCAUAAGAAGUCAUAGGUAUGUCAUAAAAUUUUUUUUGCGGCCUGUUUGUUCAGACAUCAGUCAAAUACACACCUUUUGCCAUCGUGUGUUGUGAAAGAAAUAGUCCUUCAAGUCUGAAUCAUGGUUUUUUUAAGAAUGUUUGCCAACGGGCCAUGUUGCGAUAUUUUUCCAUCGCGCGCUUGCAAGACAGCGCUAAGCACCUC